AUGGGGGCUGGAUGCAGCGCCUCGUCGGGCCGCGGGGGCGCUGGGACGGGGGGCGCGCUGGCGCCGCAGGACAGACGCGACGGUGCUGUUGCGCCCGAUGCGAAGGGGGUCGAUCACGGACGGGGCGCGCGGAAGACGUCGGGGUCUGCUCGGAGCCGCAGACAGAGCAGGAAGAAUACUAGCGGGGCCAGCAAGUUCGUCGUGGACAACAGCUGGGACGCGCCUUUGGUGUAUAUAUUCAAGGAGACCAUACAGUGCAAGUUUGAGGGGGGGCGGAAUUGCAGAUGCGAAGACCCAGCGAGACAGAAAGUGAACGAGAUCACGGGACUGCACUCGAACUGGGUGACGCCCGCCAUCCUGGCCAUGGCGCGGCCGUGGGAGGCCGCCCUCCGCGACGGCGCGGCCGAGGAGCUCCGGGACAAGGGCGUGGCGAUGGUGCUCAACCUGCAGGAGGUGGGCGAACACGCGGGCUGCGGGCCGGGCAUCCUGGCCGAGUCGGGGUUCUCAUACCUCCCGGAGACGCUCAUGCGCGUGGGCAUCCAGCACCAGAACCUGUCGUGGAAGGACAUGGGCACGCCGAACAUGGGGCGCAUGAUGGACAUUGUGCAGAUCAUGGACGGCGUGAUGCGCGCGGGGGGGAAGGUGGCCGUGCACUGCCACGCGGGGCUCGGGCGCACGGGCCUGGCCAUCGCGUGCUGCAUGGUCUACCGCCACGACGCGGCCACCGCCGAGGAGGCCGUCGCGAUGGUCCGCCGCAACCGCCCGGGCGCGCUGCAGACGCAGGCGCAGGAGGCCUUCGUCGACGUGUUCGAGGCGUGGCUCAAGCACCUCCGCUGCCACUUCCCCGUGCGCCCGAGCGACAGCGGCCCCGUGCCGAGCACGGCGCGGGCGGGGGGCGAGUCGGCAGCACUUGCGGCGCCACCGCUGCGGCAGAGGUCCUCGGCGGCGACCCCGCCGGAGAGGCCCGACGACCUGGCGCGGCGCAAGACGCUGCCGCCGGUCGUGUCGUCGUCCGUCGCAGAGACGGCGGGGGACGGGGACGGGGAGGUGAGCGCGCAGACGGGCACAUCACGGAAGUUUGAUGGCGACCUGGCCAGGGACACGAGCGGGGGGGAGCUGGCGCCCAUGCUGUCGAUGCCCGAGUGCGGCACUGACGUGCGGAAUGUAGUGCGAGAGACGUCCGGGCGGUACGCGGACGUCGACGUGGCGGCGGUGCCUUCGAAGAGCGCUUCGGCGCGCCGCCUGGAGCGCAAGAAGCGGGCGCAGGCGCUCAUGAAGCACCAGCCGUGGACGACCACGCUGAGCGUCGGCGCGGCUCCGCAGAAGGCCAUCGCGCUCGCGGCGGCGUACGUGCAAGCCCCGCCCGUGUCUCUCUGGGACGCCCUGCACCGCCAGAGGCAGCUCAUCCACGGCGAGGGGCUGCGGCUCCUGUACGACCUCCCGCACCUCGUGUACGCGGUCAAGGAGGAGCUGCUGAGCCAGAACGAGGGCGAUGGCGGCGACGCGGGCGGGGUGUUGCUGCGCGCAGGUGCGGCGGUCCGCGCCGCGCAGCCGCCGCUCGUCCGGUACGUGCUCGACGCGGGCGACGCGAACGCGCAGUGGCUGGCGGACGCGCGCGACGCCGUCAACGACGGGCGCUGGUCGUUCCUGCGCGGCGGCCCCGUCCUCGGCCUGCUCUCCCUCGUGGAGCAGCUCUUUCGAGGGUUUGAAAACCCGGUCGGGACUCCGAGCUUCGUCAACCUCCUGCGCUCGAACGGAGCGGCGGACUGCUUGCUCGAGGACGAGAGCGAGGACGACGCGCAGCAGGCGAGGGCGUCGUCGGGCAUGCAGGCAAAGGUGAUGGGGCUGGUGCGCAACCUGGACGCGCCGCGCGCGCGGCUGCUCGCGGAGCUUGCGUCGCUGCUCGGGGAGCUGUCGUCGACGGUGCGGGACGUGCAGGCCGCGGAGGGCGCGCGGGAGAAGCUCGCGGCGUGGAUGGCGGAGGCGCUGUUUGGGUUGGGGGAGGAGAGGGACGUGGCGGAGGCGAGGGACGUGCUGACGUACGUGGCGGGCGCGGACUGGGCGGUGACGCGGCUGAAGGAGCGGGGCAAGGCGGCGGUCGGGCGGAAGCGCGCGACCCUGCGGGAUGACAUGGCCCAGCUUGUCAACGUUGCGGGGUACGACCAGAAACUCAACGUCUUCCUGUAG
Messenger RNA from Pedinophyceae sp. YPF-701, 2187 nucleotides. Lineage: Eukaryota; Viridiplantae; Chlorophyta; Pedinophyceae. The record is from the annotation of a GenBank genome assembly.